Messenger RNA from Seminavis robusta, 729 nucleotides. The record is from the annotation of a GenBank genome assembly. Lineage: Eukaryota; Bacillariophyta; Bacillariophyceae; Naviculales; Naviculaceae.
AUGACACCCAAGACAAACCGGGACCAGCACCUUCUAUUUGAAAUCCUGCAGUGUUGGGCCGGGCCAGAUGAAGAGAAAGAGAAACACGCCAAAACGCUAGUACAAAAACACAUCUGCCUGGAUGAACUUGACCCAGACUUUUUGACCUCAACUGUGUUACCAUCUGGUCUUGCCGGAACCCAGCAAGUAUACAAUUCAUUUCAGAUCCAAGCACUUCGUGCCAAGGAAAAGUAUGGCAGGCUUGCACGAACAGCCAUAGCAUCAACACCGGUCUGGACCAGUUCAGGAACAGCAAUUUCAGCUAUUGGGGAUAUGAAGACUGACCUGUUGAAGUAUCCUCCCAUCAAAAUAGGGAAGAAAGUUGAAUGGACCAUUGAAAUUUUGAAGGAUGCUGACAAUGUCUGGCUUGGGAUGGCGGUUCCAGGACAGCUCGGAAGCAAAUGUUGCUCUGAUGAUGCGCAAUGUCCGGGAGUGUCGUAUUGUGCAGAGGGGCUUGUGGAGUGUUGUGGUAAAAAAAUUCGAGGUGAUAUUCCUACAUUUGAAGCAGGCUCACAAGUCACGUUGACAUUGAAUGUUAAAAACCAUAUUGUGGAGGUGGAUGGAUCUGUCAAUGGAGGACCCACAAAAGCUCUUGUUAAUAUAAACAACAAAGCUGAGAAAGGACACAUCCAUGCGGUGUCCUCCAGACACAAUGGCUCUGUGCGCUUUUUGCGCAUCAAGGAGAUCUAG